AGUUUGCUGACAACCGUUGCGCAGGUUUCGCGUCUCUGCAAUUCAUUCGCGUCUAUUCGCGUGACAGUGUCAAGCUUCCAAAAAAAAAAAAAAACUUCUAACAAUUGGAGUAUUAGACACAUAAAAACAUUGACAAGCUCAUAAUUAUAACCAAAGAGUAACAAGUAAAUAAAAUAAUAAUACAAAUUACCAUUAAAUAUUAACAAUAAUAAUUACAAUAUUAAUAUAAAUUAAAAAAAAAGCAAAUAAAUUUAAUAAAAAACCAGUUAAACAAGAAUGAAAAUUAGUAAGUUAGGUUGACGAACGAAAUAAUAUAAUACACAUACACUGGGAAAUAUAAAAUAGUUUGUACAUGAUUGAAAAAAUGACGAAAAAAACAGAGAGAGAAAAAUUAUUGGAUUUUACGUGAUUUAUAAAAUAAUUUUUGUCAUAAAAGUUUGUAAAUAAAUUAAAUAUUUGACAAGAUGCUGACUGAUAUAUUUUUAACCAAAUAAUAGAAAAAAAAGGUGGUAAAAUAUUACUUAAAUUAAUCAUCAUAAUUUAGUUUUUUUUUUUUUUUUUUGUUUAUUUUUGUGAUAAAAAGUUUGUGUCAUUAUUAUUAUUUUUUGGAGUUAUGUGGAGGUAAAAAUUAAGGCUGGAUGGGGGUGGGGCUUGAUAAAUUGUUUUAAGUGAUUAAUUUUAAAAAAAAAAAUAUUUAAAUGAUAUAUUUAUCAGUUUGAUAUUAUUGUUGGAUGAUAAGUUUUAGUGUGAUAAGACAAAGUGAAAUGGCAUUCAUGAUGAAAAAGAAAAAAUAUAAAUUUUCGGUUGAGGUUGGCCUUGAAGAACUCACCGCAGUGCCUUUCCUCAAUGCUGUACUUUUUGCUAAAUUAAGAUUACUUGAUGGUGGUUCAUUUGUUCAUCAUUCAACAAGGGAAGAAGUGCAAGAACACACUGUCAGUUGGGAUGCUAAAUUUGAAUUUAUUUGUAAAAUGAGUGCAAAUGCAUCAACUGGUGUACUGGAUCCUUGUAUUCUCAGGAUAUCUGUAAGAAAGGAAUUAAAGGGAGGCAGGUCCUUCCAAAAGCUUGGCUUUACUGAUUUAAAUCUUGCUGAAUUUGCUGGUGCUGGUAUUUGUCGAAGAAGAUGUCUACUUGAAGGUUACGAUGCUCGUCAUAGACAAGAUAAUUCAAUGCUACGUGUUACAAUAAAAAUGAAUAUGCUCGUUGGUGACAUACUUUUUAAAGUACCAUCACCAUCAUUAAAACAAACUCAAUUAGCUGUACCAGGUGUACCAGGUGUACCGGGUGUACAAAAUGAUGAAGUUGUUGGUUCAGAAAGAUGUACGAAUCGUGAUGAUUAUGUAUCAAAUGGUUCACUCGGUGGAGGUGGUGGUAGUAGUGGCGGUGGUGGUGGUGGUGGUGUAGGCAGUCUUCCAAAAAAAAGACCACCAUUAUUUAAUUCUGAUUUAUUUAGUCCAAGUGAUACAUAUGAUCCAAUGACAAUUAAUGAAAUAAUAUCAUCAACAGUGCCUGGUGAAGCACUUAUUGAAUCACAUCCAGAAUCUGGACACUCAAGAAAUAGCUCAAAUACAAGUCAACAUAGUAAAGGAUCUGGCUAUGGAUCAUUAAAUUCACAUAGUCAACAUAGUCGUCAAAGUAGCAGUGGUGAUAGUGGACAUAUCAGGUCACCUUCCUGGCCAGUAUGGGCUCCACGCCUUCCCACCUUAUCCCAAAAUGAUUCAGGAACAGAUACAAGUUUAAAUGAAACAAAUAUAUUAUCACCAAUCCAAUCACCAUUAAAUGGUUUGAUUGAUAAUGAACGUUCAUGGUCACCAGCGAGUCCAAAAACAUCAAAAUAUCGUGAUGUUACAUUACGUGUACCGUCAAAUUUAAUAAAUGCAUUAAAAUCAACAAUGGAUAAUAAAAAAUAUAAUGGAAAUAUUAAUAAUAAUAUACAAAAAAAUAAUGAUAUAUUUAAAGUACCAAAUAAUCAAGAUAUAUCUAAAUUAAAAAAACGUAAUAUUGAACGUGAUUGUCAGAGAAAAAGUUAUCAGGGUAAUGAACAUAAAAAUAUUAAUUCAAAAAUUGGACAAUUAAGUACACGUAAUAUAUCAAAAACUUGUGAUUGUGAAUGUAAAACAAGUCCGGUAUUAGGACUCGCUGAUCAACCAAGAGCUGUAUCCUCACCAGAUCCUCUCCAUAGGCCUGAUACUCCUCGUUCAUCCUUGCUUCAAUCCACAACGGCUGCUCAAAUCCUCAGGGGAAUGGGAGGUGGACAUCGUAAAUUACUGGAUGGUACGGGUUUAAAGCUGGCAACAGUUACAACAACAUCUGAAAAUGAGGAUUCAAAUCUACCUAUUAUCGAGAUAACAACGUCAUCGCUACCACAUCAUCGUAACAGCAUUACCCCACCGUCAGUUCUUGCUUCUGUAUUUUUAAAUCCAUCUGGUGGUUCUGGAUUGAGUGAAACUGGCUCGCUGGAUCGAGCCAAAGCAGCACUUGAAAGAAGAAAAAAAGCUGAAGAUGUUAGUAGUAAUCCUGUACAAUGUAGAGUUGAAGUAACACGACCAAAUCCAGAUUCACUUAUUGAUGAAUUGUUUAAAGCAACAAAUCUUGAUCAACCUGAUUUAGAAUCAGCUGAGACAACUGGACUGCAAUUAUUUAUUGCUAAAGAUGGUACAACAGCACUAGGAAGUCAUGAUGUUAAAAGUCAAAUGCCAUCUGGUGUAUUUAAACAAGUGGUUAUGGAAGAAAAUAAUAGGUAACACGAAGUAAUAACGUCACGUCGUCAAUAUCCAAGACAAUCGACGACAACGACAUUCUCUCUUGCCCUUGUGCCCGAACUCGUUUACGAGUCAUAUGAGCCACGAUAGUGAUAAAAAUACAUCAUCAAAAAAUAAAUCAAUAAAAACAAAAAAAAAACUAUUAAUUAAUUUUAAAAUAAUAUUAUUUAUAUUUUAUAAAACACCACGAAAAAUAAAGGUGUCAAAUCAUCAACAAAAUUUUUUAAAAAACACAAAAUAAAUAUUUAUUUUUUUUUUAAAAAAUAAAAAACUUAAAUUAAAAAUAAACUGAAGAAAUCACCGUCCGUUAUUUACACGCACAUAAGACGAAGACUUCUCAGCUGAUUGAUUAAUUCAAUUUCGCCUUGAAAGUUUUAAAAAAUAAUAAUAGAAAAAAAAGCGAAAUAAAUAAUAUAUAAAUUUAAAUAAAUAAAAACACCAGAAAAAAUAAAAAAAAAAUUAUAAAAUUGUGAUUUGAUUUAUCCUUUUGUGGUUUUUAAAUAAAAAAAAAAAAAACAACUGAUAUUAAUAAUUUAAAUUAUUGUAGAUUAUUUUGUGGGCGUAUCAAAGAUGUGCUUAAAACAAUAAUAAAAAAAAAAAAUUGAAUAGUAAAAAAAAACAAAUAAAUUAUAACUCGAUAUUUUCUUCCGAAUAAAUAAAAAAUAAAUAUAUAUAUUAAUUAAAACGUGAGGCACAAAUCGUUUUGAUUAUUAAAUUGCGUUGAACGACUUUUUAAAAAUGAUAUUAAAACUUGGCUCAUAAAGGCUACUAUAAUAAUUAAUUAUAGUUACUGCCGGGUCAACACCGACUCCAGUAUUUUUUGUUGAAGAAAUAUAUAUUAUUUUAAAGCUGAAUUACAAUGAAAGUUUAACAGACUUCUGAUAGUUAAAUAAAUUGAUCAUUUUUAGUUUUUUUGCUAGUAACGCAUUCAAUGUAAAAAAAAAUGUAUCAACAUGUUUGAGUGUAUGUUGAUGCAGCCGGUCCUGUGUAUGAUAUAUCAAUUUGUAAAUAAAUAAAAAAUGUAGCUUAUUGUUAUGUAGCUAAAUGACCGAUAAUGUUCUUUCAUCAUAAAUCAUAAUCAACAAGUAAAUAGUGAUAAUUAUAUUGAAAAAAAAAAAAAGAAAAUUGAAAAAAAUAAAUGUUAAUGAUGAGUGAAUUUAUUAUAGGCUGUACAGAUUAUAAAAUAAUGAAUGGAAAUUUGUUUUGUAUAUUAAGAAAAUUGCGUGCCAGUUUAAUGAAUAGUAAUUUCUUUUUUUUUUUUUUUUUAUUGCCAUAAUUGCAAGGAAUUGAUGAGAUGAAAUAAUUAUAGUAUGAGUGUGUCUGUGUGAAGAAAGUAUUUUUGUUUUCCUUUUUUUUUGUUUUCG
This is a messenger RNA of Aphidius gifuensis, 4123 nucleotides long. Its product is annotated as protein FAM102A. The record is from RefSeq and is a predicted model, not a curated record. NCBI's taxonomy places the organism in Eukaryota, Metazoa, Arthropoda, Insecta, Hymenoptera, Braconidae. The coding region runs from base 732 to 2741 and encodes 669 amino acids. The transcript is spliced from 10 exons.